Molecule: messenger RNA, 3150 nt
Organism: Gaeumannomyces tritici R3-111a-1
Lineage: Eukaryota; Fungi; Ascomycota; Sordariomycetes; Magnaporthales; Magnaporthaceae
Exons: 4
Coding region: 1947-3002 (351 amino acids)
Source: RefSeq, a predicted model, not a curated record
GCGGAACUCGCCCGACUCCAGGACCUCGUUGAGACCCUCGCGCAGCAUCUCGUCCUAGAUGGGCGGACACGACUGUUAGUGGACGUCUUGCACAAACGCCAAUUGAUAUGCCUAGCAGGGACAGGGGGGAACAAACCUCGCCAAACUUCUGGUACUUGGCCUGGUAUUCCAGCCCCUCGUAGUAGCGGCGCACAAAGUUGCCGAGGUUCUGCUGCCAGUCGUCCCUCAUCACCUUCUUCUUGUCCUUGGCCUUGGCCUCGGUCAUCUUGGCGAAAGCCUCCUCGAAGUUGGGCACCAGCUUGAUCUCGGGCCUCUCGAGCAUUUCGGCAAGCUUCUUGCGCGUCUCCUCGAUCUUGGCGUCGUAUUCCAUCCGGAUGUCGUUCCGGGCGAGGUAGCUCAUGGGCGCCGACGUGCCGGGAGCCGGGGCCGCGUCGUUGAGGGCCUGGGCGAACUUGGUCCCAUCGAUGCAGUAGUCGACGUUGGUGCCGAGGCACUGGGGCGCGAACCCGAGGCGGAUGCGGCCGUCGGCGAUCUCGACGCCGCCGUACGAGCCAAGCUUCUUCUCCUCGUCAAAGUCCAGGAUCAUCGAAUGCUCGUAGGCGAUCUCGUUGAUCUCCUUGACGGCUUCCUCCUCGCCGUGCUGCUGGAUGAAGUACUUCAGCUGGUAGAUGGCGCCGGCGACGUAGCUGUUUACUGUCAGUUGCCGGGCUAUGAUGGCGAGAAGAAAGAAUACAACUCACGCAGCAAUGCAGCUACCCAGGCUCUCCUUGGCGUAGCCAUCGUUGUGGUACGGCCAGAUGGCGAGGGGGUUGAUCUCCUUGAGGGACCACUCGACUCCUCCCAGAAGCUCAGUGAGCUCCUUCUCGAACCCCUCCUUCUUGUUCUCCCAAUCGUCACGGACUGAAGGUCCAUUGUCAGCAGGAGAUCAUGGUGGGGUCAAGGGGAUGGGUCACUUGUAGCCAUACCGUUCUUCCUCAGGGCGAGGGGGAGCUUCUCGGCAGGGGGAAGGCGAGGCAUUGUGACUGAUGGGUAAAAGCUGGAUGGACGAGAUUGUAAAAGUGGAAUGGUGUGGGAAUGCCUAGUCGAGUGUGGCGUGGUGAUGGAGUGUUGGGAAGGGAGAAGUGAUGUGGGAAGUGGCCGGCUUUUUAAAAGAUUCCAGCGACCAACACGGCCCUCACACAGCCAUCCUCUCUUGCUUCCUAUCAGGCAGCACUUCUCCAACCAAGGCAGCUGGCGGAGAAUCCCCCCUCCUUCCCCCGAACAUCCCGCUCGAUCGCCGCAAGUAUGCGGUUCAGCCGCAGAUACAAGGGAGGCUUCAGACCGCCCCACGGGCUGGAAGAUGUCACACUAUACGCAAGACGCGAACAGCGGGAUCCGCCAACCACGGCGCUACCCUGCAGCCCGCGGGAGUCACCUACAUCACCCCGUCCGUUAUGGGCCACCCCGUCCCUGGCUGAUGUGGAGGGCUGUGUCUAGUGCCAUCCGGGUAGCGAGGCGGUGUCAGUCCAUGUCUGCCCCUGGCAUGUGCGGUGUGCGCUGCUGGAAGCGCGGGACGUGAAGGGUCCACGGCGCUAUCUGCGCCUAGGCCGGGACGGCGCAGCCUAGCUCGGAAUGUGAGACCAAGACAACGUGCCCGGCUGCCUGCGCUAUUCUCCGAGAUGCGCCACGAUGUUCAGCUGAGCGGGGUCGACAGGUGUUGGCGCGAUGCACCCACGCCUGCCAGAAAGCCUGAAAGCUUCUCUUCUGGAAAGAAAAGCAAUGUCGACAGUUCUGUUGGCGAGCUAGUUUCUCAACAUCUUCAAUCACAGGCGCCUUCUUGACUGGCCUGCUCUCGCCCAGUUUUGUUAUUCCAAGUAAGCCUCCACAGCCAACGAUUCAUACCCGUAGCUCGUCUCGAAGCCGAAACCCCUUCACCAAAAAGAAUUUAGCCAAAAAAAAAAAUCAACAUGGCGCCGGUGCCUCUCAAAGUCCAGGUCGGCAUCCGCGACCACUGGAAUAACAAGGACGCGCCGGUGCAGGUCGCACUGAAAGAGCUCCAGGGGCUCCUCGGCCUUCAGGUCGAAAUUGAGCCCGAGUGGCCGCUCAUCCUCGCCGAGCUCGACAGCUUCUACAUCGACAAGGGCAACUUUGCUGCCGCCGUGGCCGGGGCUGUCGAGACAUGGGCCAAGGCGCUGACGGAGCUUCUCGAUGACGAGAAGAACGAGCUGUGGACAGAGAAGCUCCUGGAGAAGCUCAAGGAGUCGUGGUCGCGUCUGCGGGCCUUUGUCGAUGUCAGCAAAGACACCAGUGCGUCGACCGAGUUCUCCCACGAACGAGGGGGCUUCGUCAUCACGCUGCCCCGGCGGACGCUGAACCAGCCAUAUGAGCUGUUCCCGCUGUACAAGGGCGAGAUCCACGCGUCCUUUGACGAAGGCAGAAAGAAGAAGAGCGUAAAGCUCCCUAGCCACUCCGCGCCGGCCGCAGGCGACGACUGGGCCGACGUGGAGGUGGACGAGGCCACGGGCAAGCUCGAGGUCGUAGAGAAGGCGACACCAGCGGCAAUGGUAGCGGCAGCCGUCAGCGGCGGUGCUCCUCCGCCCGGGCUGCCGAAGCCCGAGUUCAUGCCCAACGCCGACACCCUGCCGCGGCCGGACGAGCUGCUCCUGAGGCCGCCGUACCACCUCAUCGUGCACGCCAAGGGCCUGACCGAGGUCGAGGUCCAGUGCAGCCACAGCCCGUCGCUGUCCUUCAUCGCCGACUACCUGAAGCGCUGGAGCCGCGCGAACCACAACAUGACCAACAAGCCUCCUUCGGUGACGGUCAAGCUCCAGCAGGCGGCUUUCGGCCUGGGCGCCAUGUACGACUGCCUAUGGCUCGUCGCGGACAACCGCUACGGGCCGCAGCAGACAGUCUCGCCCACAAUCAUUCUCGCGCUCGUUGAGGGUGUGUUGGGGUACGACAAGAUCUCCGGCGACGGCGGGUCGUGGACGUACCGUCGGGAUAUCCCUUUCAAGACCAUCUAGAGGCCGCUAAGCGACCAAACAAGGUAAACCGUGAGCGGAAUAAGCGAGCGCAAGUUGCACUAGAUAGAACCUUACCUAGCUACAUUAUCGGGAAAAUGCGGCCCACCUUGUGUCUCGACCUUGGAAUCGGGCGGUCUGUAUUAGUUGG